Bipolaris oryzae ATCC 44560 is the source of this 885-nucleotide messenger RNA. RefSeq lists its product as uncharacterized. The record is from RefSeq and is a predicted model, not a curated record. Gene Ontology annotation, molecular function: oxidoreductase activity, acting on the CH-OH group of donors, NAD or NADP as acceptor. The transcript has a single exon. NCBI's taxonomy places the organism in Eukaryota, Fungi, Ascomycota, Dothideomycetes, Pleosporales, Pleosporaceae. The coding region runs from base 1 to 885 and encodes 294 amino acids. Gene Ontology annotation, cellular component: cytoplasm.
AUGCCUAAAAAAGUUGCCCUGAUUACAGGCGGUGCGUCGGGAAUAGGUUUCGCUACUGCGAAGGCCCUUUCAAACUCGAGCGAAACCUGGGACAUCCACAUAGUCGACCAAAACGCUGAAGCAGGCAAAAAAGCAGUAUCUGAACUAAAGAACGCCUUCUUCCAUCAAGCCGACAUUACAGGCUAUCAGUCUCUUAUUUCUGCAUUCGAAAUAACCUGGAACAAGGCCGAACGCCUCGACUUCGUAUUUGCAAAUGCUGGUAUCGUGGAAAGAGACAAUUUCUAUGCAAAGCAUGAUCUCAACGGGCCACCUCCCCCGCCACCAAAUAAGUUUAGCGCCGACAUCAACUACAAAGCUGCGAUUGAUACAUCAUAUCUCGCUUUGCACUAUUUUCGGAAGACCAAAGCCAAGAAUGGAGGCGAUGGAUUCGAUCCUGUUCUGAUCAUGACGGCUUCUUGUGGUGGCUUGUAUCCAAGCGAGUUCUGCCCCAUCUACAGUGGAAGUAAAGCUGGAUUGAUACUUUUCAAUCGCGCAAUCGCAGUAGCGUAUCACGAUGAAGGCAUACGCACAUCUACUAUCUGUCCUGGAACUAUCAAAACGGCGUUGAUGACGGAAGAGGAGUGGAAGUUCUUCCCGACCGAGUAUUUUACACCAGUCGAGACCGUCUCCGAUACUGUUAUGCAACUAGUUGAAGGCGCAGAAAUGAAAGACGCGAAGGGGAUAACGAAGAGCAAGAAUGAAAUCUGGGGGCUGACGGUGGAGGUCAACGGAAACAACUUUUACUUCAGGGAUGGACCCGAGUACUGCGAUGACAAUAUGAAGGAGAUGAUGACGAAUACUAGUAUGAAAAAGCAGCUGGCGAGGAUUGAAGGCAAGAGCAAGUAA